GUAUUUCUGUUUGUUUUUUUAAUACAUUUGCAAAACAAUAUAACAUGUUAUCGCUUUGUCAACCAUAGUCGGUCAAGAGCCAACCAUAUUCGGUCAAAAAAAGUCUUCCUCAUUCUAAAGGCGUGGGAAAUGGGAUUCUGACGCGCUCUUAACAAAUAUAAAUGAUUACCUCCUCCCUGAGGAAAUGCAAUUUUAUGGUCUGUAUUUCCUUGGCAUGACUUUGACCACUGACCUUAAAUGGGUGGGGUUUGAACAGGUGCACUGUAUAAAAACGACAGGUAACGGCUUAAAGACCAGUAGUGGUGGACGGCGAAAGUCCUUCAAAAUGGGCAACUGGAUCAUUAACCAUGGACUGACAUACUUCAUACUGGUGGUCUGGAUGGCCAUCAACAUAUUCCUCUUUGUCUGGUUCUACUUCUUGUACGACUUGGGGGAUCGGUUUUUCUACACGCGACACCUUUUAGGGUCCGCAUUGGCCUGGGCCAGAGCCCCUGCUGCCGUCCUCAACUUCAACUGCCUGCUGAUCCUGCUGCCUGUGUGUCGGAACCUGCUGUCUCUUGUCCGCGGCUCCUUCGUGUGCUGUGGGCGAACUAUGAGGAAGCAGCUGGACAAAAAUAUCAGUUUCCACAAGCUGGUGGCCUACAUGAUUGUCCUGAUGACAGCGGUUCACAUCAUUGCCCAUUUGCUGAACGUGGAGCGGUACUACAACAGCUGGCAUGGAGAGUAUGAUGCCCUCAGCAUGGCCCUGUCCAGACUGAACGACUCGGGCAACACCACCUACUUGAACCCAAUCCGCUCUACAACCACUACUCCGAACCUCCUGUUGUUCACCACCAUCGCUGGGAUCACGGGCGUAAUCAUCACACUGGCACUCAUCCUUAUGAUCACCUCGUCCAUGGAGUUCAUCAGGCGCAGCUACUUCGAGGUCUUCUGGUUCACACACCACCUCUUCAUUGUCUUUUUUGCUGGGCUGGUCAUCCAUGGAGCCGGACGCAUAGUUCGAGGUCAAACAAACUCCAAUCCACCAUAUAAUAUCACCUUCUGUAAAGAUCAUAUAGAAGACUGGGGGAAGAAAAAAAUGUGUCCCGUCCCUCAGUUUGCAGGGGGGUUCCCACAGACCUGGAUGUGGGUGAUAGGUCCCAUGGUCCUCUAUGUGUGUGAGCGCUUGCUGCGCUUCAUCCGCUACAUUCAGGCUGUCAAAUACAGAAAGAUAGUGAUUCGGCCGUCCAAAGUACUGGAACUGCAGUUGGUGAAGAAUGGUUUCAAAAUGGACGUGGGCCAGUACGUCUUCCUCAACUGCCCAGCCAUCUCCCAGCUGGAGUGGCACCCCUUCACCAUGACCUCUGCCCCCGAGGAGGACUUCUUCAGCGUGCACAUUCGCUCUGUAGGUGACUGGACCCAGAAACUCAUCAGCAUCGUGGAGCAGCUCCCUGAGGGGGCUCAGGGACCGAAAAUGGGUGUGGAUGGACCGUUUGGUACGGCCAGUGAGGAUGUGUUUGACUACGAAGUCGCCAUGCUGGUUGGGGCUGGAAUCGGAGUCACCCCCUUCGCCUCCAUCCUCAAGUCCAUCUGGUACAAAUUCAAGGACUCCAACCCUGAGCUACGCACCAGAAAAAUCUACUUCUAUUGGCUGUGCAGGGAGACGCAUGCAUUCGAGUGGUUUGCAGAUCUGUUGCAGGUGCUGGAGAGGGAGAUGGAGGAGAGAGGCAUGGGAAACUUCCUCACCUACAAACUCUACCUCACUGGAUGGGAUCAGAGCCAUGCAACUCAUGUGAUGGUUCAUGCGGAUGCGGACACGGAUGUGGUCACUGGUCUGAAGCAGAAAACCAACUACGGCAGGCCCAACUGGGAUAAGGAGUUUGAACAAGUGUGCAAAGAGAAUCCGACGUCAGUGGUGGGCACGUUCUUGUGUGGCCCUGUGGUCUUAGCUACCGUCUUGUCAAAGAAAUGUGUCAAAUACACAGACGUCGAUCCCCGAAAGACCAAAUUCUACUUCAACAAGGAGAACUUCUGAGCAAAACAAUGUCUAAUCUGCCCCCCUACCAAAGCUGGCUCUUUGGUCUUCCAAAAUGUUUGCAAAAAUAUGUUUUUAAAACAAUUCAUCUGGGAGCUUCCUGAGUGGUGCAGCAGUGCUGCCGGCUGGGAUUUCCUUCCUCUAGCGACUCCUUGUGGCGGGCUGGGCGCCUGCAAGCUGACUUCGGUCGCGAGCUGGACGGUGUUUCCUCCUACACAUUGGUGCGGCUGACUUCCGGGUUAAGCGAGCAGUGUGGCUUGGCAGGGUCAUGUUUCGGAGGAUGCAUGGCUUUCAACUUCGCCUCUCCUGAGUCUGUAGGGGAGUUGCAGCGAUGGGACAAGACUAUAACCAAUUGGAUGUCAAGAAAUUGAGGGGGGGAGAAUAUAUUUUUGACAAGAAUCUGAACAUGACAGAUCCUGACAUGCUGUAGAAUAUCAGCCCUUAAUACCUUUUUGGAUUCUGCUGUUUCAUAGAAAACUGACAAGCCUUGCACAUAGACAAAUCAGAAAUCUUCACAAAAUGAGGAAUAAGCUUUUUGUGCAUAUGAAAUAUUUCAACGCAAACACUUUAAAUAUGUUUUAUUCAGUGUAGAAUAAGAAAUCAAACUUGGCUCUUCACAGCAUUUCUAGCUGAACAUGACACUGAGGCUUUCAAGGAAAUGAUAGCAAUGUUUAUACAAAAGCCCUACUGUAUAUCCAUUUCCUUGUAAACGACACGGGUGCACUGAAGUGUUAAAUGAGGGCGAGGCAUUGCCAGUCAAAGCCACAGGUGCACUGAAAUGUUAAAUGAGGGCGAGGCAUUGCCAGUCAAAGCCACAGAAUCUGUUCUAUAGCAAAUGAGUCACGUAUACAAAUGUACUUUCCUUGGAAUUAUUUUGUAAAUGUGAGGACUCUUCCACCUCAACCUACUUAAUUUGUAUGUCCUUUUUGAGCAAAUAGUUUAUUUUAAAUCUACAAUGACACUUUAAAUCCUCACCUGUACAUACCAACAUCCCGCUGAAUAAAAUACAGUACUGAAAUUGUUCUCAUCUAUUUUUGAUAGACAAUAUGAAAACCCAUAACAUCCAGCAACACUUCUGUUGAAGUGUUGCCAUUUGAAGAUGAACUGACAUUCUUCAAAUCACAAGCACUCACUUCAAUCUUCCAUUAAAAAAAGACAAUAUAAUACAAAACAAUCUACAAAAUGUUUGAAAUUAGGAUGAGGUGACGUCGACAUAGGGGACAAGAAAUUGGUUGUUCUUUAGGGCGCCCCGGCCGUCUUCUGGAUCUGCUCUUUGAGGAUGAGGAUGCUCUGCCUCUGCUCUGGGGGCAGCAUGGCAAUCUGUUCUGGGGUCAGCUGCAGCACCUGCAUGAUCAAGGCAGCCUGGAAAACAAUAGACAAACUGGUGAACCACACUGCUCUCAGAUCAGAUAUUGACAGGCAGUAAUGUUAAAACCAAAAUACCUCCAAAAGCACAGCAUUUGGAUACAGAAGGAAAGUCAGAUCUUUCAAAAUAGUUUACGCGUUCUCAUUUUUCCAUUGAAUAACUAUGUCAUGUAGUGUAUUCCAUUGGUUGUUAUUGCAUUGAAAUAAAUGGCUUUUCAUUGAG
Messenger RNA from Salmo salar (Atlantic salmon), 3602 nucleotides. It is a transcript of the gene nox1, whose product is annotated as NADPH oxidase 1. Gene Ontology annotation, molecular function: superoxide-generating NAD(P)H oxidase activity. Gene Ontology annotation, biological process: defense response; superoxide anion generation. Gene Ontology annotation, cellular component: plasma membrane; NADPH oxidase complex. The record is from RefSeq and is a predicted model, not a curated record. Lineage: Eukaryota; Metazoa; Chordata; Actinopteri; Salmoniformes; Salmonidae.